Triticum turgidum subsp. durum (durum wheat) is the source of this 969-nucleotide messenger RNA. The record is from the annotation of a GenBank genome assembly. NCBI's taxonomy places the organism in Eukaryota, Viridiplantae, Streptophyta, Magnoliopsida, Poales, Poaceae.
AUGGCAUUCGCCGCCUCCACGGCCUGCUGCAAGCCGUCCGUGCUGCUGGCCCCUCGCGCCUCCUCCUCGUCGUCGUCCCAGGCGCGCCUCUGCAGGCCGUCCACCUCGGCCGCGUUCCACGGCCUCAGGGCGCCGGCGUCGGCAUUCGCCCUCACGCCAGCGCCGCGCCGCCGCGCGGCCUCCACGGGCAUCGUCUGCGGCAAGGUGAGCAAGGGCAGCGUGCCGCCCAACUUCACCCUCAAGGACCAGGACGGCAAGACGGUAUCGCUCUCCAAGUUCAAGGGCAAGCCCGUCGUCCUCUACUUCUACCCCGCCGAUGAGACGCCAGGCUGCACCAAACAGAUCAUUCGCCAGAAGACAUUCAGUCCUCUUGGUUCUGCCGGAGCUAGCUCACCACUUGGGUCUCGCAUCCUUUCCAAACGCCAUGGCUCCACCACCAUCCAAGCUAGCCUCUCCUCCCCUAACCCCACUCCACGGCAACAAAAGCACCUUGCCAUGACCAUACCUUCCCAAGAAAUCACCGAAGCAGCGACGCCGAGGAGGCAGCAGCCCAUCGAAGAGGAGCUCGUCGGCAACGGAGGAGGGCGGACGUGCGAGCUGCCGACGUGGGCGCUGAUCGGCGGCAUCACGGUGGGCGUGGCGCUGGCGCUGUCGCUGUCGGUGGACGCUGGCCCGGCGAUGGCGCUGGGGCCGGAGGGGCCGCUGCUGGAGGAGUUCUGGGACAACAUGCGGCGGUACGGGCUGUACGCGCUGACGGUGAGCACGGGGUUCGCGUGGGCGCUGGUGCAGCCCAUCUACGAGCUGCUGCGGAACCCCAUCACCGCCGUGCUCAUCAUCGUGGUCAUGGCCGGCGGCGCCGUGCUGACGGUCCAGGUCAUCAACGCCAUGGCCGGCAACUCCGACUUCGUCUACAUGCGUGCGCGUUCCGGGACUCGUACGAGAAGUACAAGAAGGCGGGGGCGGAGGUGA